AUCUAGGGACCUUGUUUCUUUGCCACCCUGCCCUCCCGUCCCCUCGCCGAUCGAUGACCGCACCUCCCACCACCUCUGACUAACUACGGCCAGGGACGCAUCGCCUUGGCUGUAUAUAUAGGAGCUAGCGGACGACCCGCGCGCCCCAUCAAUCGCCAUGGCCUCCGUGGACCUGCAACGCCUGCGCCACAUGUUACUCACCACCGGCGCCGCCGCCGCCGGCGGUCACCACCAGCUCGCCUCCGCCGCUGCUAUGCCAGCAAGUGAGCCUUGUUAUGGCUCUGCGGCGUCGUGCGAGCGGGGGCACCAGCCGUACGCGGACAUCUUCACGCUGCCGCCGCCGACGACGAUGACGCCGGCCCCGUGUCAGUGUUCAGAGUUCUUGGCGAUGGCCGCGGCUGAUCUGGCGAAGAAGGGCGGCAGCCCCGACGGUGUUCAGGAAAUGAUCACCAAGAAGCGGAGGCGUAACGACGUUCUUGCGGCCCACGCGCAGCAGCAGACCAUGGACGUCGACCGCAUCCUGCUAAAACAUGCGAAAAAUAUGUGGACUGCUUUGGCGCAGCAGAGGCAGAGCCACACGAGGCUCAUCGUCUCGACCGUGGAGGCCAGGGCGGCGAAGCGGCUCAAGGCAAAGGACGAGGAGAUUGAGCGGAUCAGGAUCAUGAACUGGGCGCUCGAGGAGCGCCUUCGGAACCUCUUCAUGGAGGACCAGAUGUGGCGCGACGUCGCGCAGUCCCACGAGGCCACGGCCAACGUGCUCCGCGGCGACCUGCAGCGGGCGCUCGACGUCCAGGCGGUCCAUGGCGGUGGAAGCGGCCACGGUCAGGAAGACGACGCCGAGUCGUGCUGCUGGGGGGAGAAUCAGGUGCCCCUCUGCGCGGAGGAGGAGGUGGGCACGCCGGUAGUGGAGGAGCGUCCCGCGACAGGAGUAGGAAGGUGCAAGGGGUGCCGCGAGGACGCGGCCGUUGUGCUGCUGCUGCCGUGCCGGCACCUCUGCGUGUGCGCGCCGUGCGCGGCCGCGGCGCAGGCGUGCCCGGCGUGCGGAAGCGCCAAGAAUGGCAGCGUCUGCAUCAACUUUUCGUGAUGCGGGAGGAAUAGUUUUAGAGUCGACAUUUUGUUUCCUUCUCAAACUUACCAGUGUCGAUUUUAUUUUUUUUGAGGAUUACUAGAGUCGACUUUUGUUUGUAUUCUUUUGUUCACUUUUUCUACUUGAUGUUGACGGGAAGCGGUUCCUCUGCCGUGCGCCGUGUGACGUUGGGCCACUGACAUGUGGGCCAGGUUUUCAACGGGCCCACAUGUCAGUGGUAAAACGACAGGGUGCCGAACGGUAGAGUAUCCUCCUCCUUGUUGAUGGGGGUGAUAGAUAGGAGGAUGGUUGAUUGACAUAGAUAUCAGAGGACUUAUAUCCUCUCUUUUUUUUAGUUUAGCUUUUUCCUAAAGCUAUUGGAUCAAUUGUUGAACAAGAAGAAAAACAGUUCGUAGUAUUGCAGAUCAAUGCUUGAAAUUAAAUACAUAGAUUAGAAAUUGAACAACAUA
Messenger RNA from Triticum aestivum (bread wheat), 1536 nucleotides. Its product is annotated as BOI-related E3 ubiquitin-protein ligase 1. NCBI's taxonomy places the organism in Eukaryota, Viridiplantae, Streptophyta, Magnoliopsida, Poales, Poaceae. Gene Ontology annotation, molecular function: ubiquitin-protein transferase activity. Gene Ontology annotation, biological process: regulation of programmed cell death. The transcript is spliced from 2 exons. The record is from RefSeq and is a predicted model, not a curated record. Bases 158 to 1084 code for a protein of 308 amino acids.